Molecule: messenger RNA, 1321 nt
Organism: Hyalella azteca
Lineage: Eukaryota; Metazoa; Arthropoda; Malacostraca; Amphipoda; Hyalellidae
Exons: 5
Coding region: 203-772 (189 amino acids)
Source: RefSeq, a predicted model, not a curated record
UUGUUUUUCUGACCUCGCAGUGCACUAGUAACGCGACUCGGGGAACCAGCAUAAGCAAGACUCGCUCCGUGCAAUUUAAAUGCGUAACUUUGAUUAUUCGGAAACUAUAAAAUAAAUUGACUAAUUGUUCAGAAGCAUAAGUAAAUUUGCUUCUUCUGGAGCAUUAUUCACAUCCAAGAUUCCGGACACCUGAGCCUUCACGAUGAGAUCCGUGGCGCUGACGUGUGUUCCGUACUUCAUCGUGGCGUUGGUUGUCCUUAGUCACCUGACUGUUUGCAAUGCCACGAAAAUAGAAUGUUACGUCGAUAAGAAUGGCGACAAGACAGACCCGAACAACAUCUACCGCUGCGCCGCGGACCACACCUGCUGCCAAGAGGAAGGUUUGCCAUCCUGCUGCAUGAAAAAAGCAAGCAGCGUUGCCAUGUGGGAACAGAUCCAGCUUUGGGGCAUCCUAGGCGCGGGCAUCAUCGUGCUGGGUUUGGUGAUGUGGUUCUGUCGUCACGACGGCGAUUGUUGCUGCAACGCAAAGGACGGACGCAAGUCUUGCUGUGGCAAGCCUUACGGCAAGAAGCCCGACGACAAGUUUGCUGAGGGAUACGGAGUGCCAUCGGACACAGAAUCGGAUGACGACGACGACGACUCAGACGAUGAUGACGAAGAAGACGACAAGAACAAAGACAAAAGCUUGAAGAAGAAACCCUACGCACAUCCGUCCACCGAGGAAGAACCUCAAAGUCAAACUCCCGGGAACUUCCUGAAAACAACACCGUGAAAAAUCAUCCCCAUAACCUAAACCUUUCGCUCACUCUGGAGGGGAUAUCACCGGCAGAACAGCGUAAAGCUUUGCAAUUAAUUUAGGUUUUUAAAACCUGCCGCGAAAUUUGAAAACCCUAACCACGCCUCAUGAAAGCUUUGAACGAUCCAACUGAGUAACAACUGACUAUAGUAAACUGAUAAUUGCGUGAAAAGCCUAUAAUAUUAAAAUUUGUGAAUCCCAAAAACGGCUGAAAUCUACUUUGCUAAAAUUUUAAUUGAUAUUUGUUUGCCGAAAAAAUUUUGAUGCGGUCUCAUUUGCUUCGUCCUCGCAUGCAACAUUUUUUUUCCGACUUUACACUUGAAGACUUUAGUGACUCUCUGGUCACACUUCAUUGAAGGACACCUGGAUACUUAGAAGUAGUUGCAUUAUUUACUAUUCUCGUAUAACAUCAUUGAAUGUAUUUCCUUCAUAAUUCUGUGAUACGUUGUUUGUGAGAAUUUGAAAAGCAUUCAUAAUCUAGUGGCAUAGUAUUAUAUAUUUCACAAUUUACGUGUCUUUUCAUGU